Messenger RNA from Ambispora gerdemannii, 2208 nucleotides. The record is from the annotation of a GenBank genome assembly. NCBI's taxonomy places the organism in Eukaryota, Fungi, Glomeromycota, Glomeromycetes, Archaeosporales, Ambisporaceae.
AUGCCUGUUCUUUCCAAAUGCAUAAACCUUGACUCCUUUAUUUCUUCAGCAAACAACCAAAAACUACGCGAUUCUGCUAUAAAGCUUUUCAAUAUUUACAAAACAAACAGAACCUCUAUAGGUUGGUCGAUAUGGAUAUUUGCCAUUAUUUUACUUUACGGUCGAGGAAAAACUGGUGCUGGCAGAGGCGAGGGUGCUAUUAGUAAGAAAGAUAAGCGUGAAGCGAGAAGAACUGGUGCUAUGACUGAGUCGGAAAUUAAGAAACAGAAAGUCGCGGUUGAUCAUGUGUUUUAUGAGCGUUUAAGAAAGUUACUGAAAAUUGUGAUUCCGGGAUAUAAAUCAAAAGAGUUUUGGCUGUUGAUUGUUCAUUCUGGGUUUCUAGUAUUCCGUACUAUACUCUCAGUAUAUGUAGCGACACUAGAUGGUCGAAUUGUUAGUGCAUUGGUGCGAAAAAACUCUAAAGAAUUUUUGGGUGGAAUUAUAUUAUGGAUGUUGGUGGCUAUACCUGCUACUUAUACCAAUAGUAUGUUGACAUAUAUGCAAAAUAAAUUGGCAAUACAAUUUCGUACACGACUCACAAACUAUAUCCACGACCAAUACUUAUCUGAUAUGACAUUUUACACGAUUGGAAAUUUGGAUGAUCGAAUUAAAAACGCUGACCAGUGUAUUACUGUAGACACCAUGAAAUUCUGUAACUCAUUCUCCGGUCUAUACUCGAACCUUGCAAAACCAAUAUUGGACACAUUUAUCUAUAACGUUCAGUUAUCUCGAAGUGUGGGCGGUGAAGCGUUAUUUGGUGUGUCACUAAUGGUACACUUCUCGUCAGUGUUACUACGAGCACUGACUCCGCCUUUCGGGAAGAUGGUAGCAGAGGAACAAAAACUAGAGGGUGAAUUUCGAUUCACUCACUCGCGUAUUAUCGAAAACGCCGAAGAAAUUGCACUAUAUGCCGGUCACAGUGUUGAAAAAACGAUACUGGAUCGAGCCUACUUUGCAUUAAUCAAACAUAUUAAUAGAAUAUUUAGGAUGCACAUCUUUCAUGGGAUGAUGGAAGAUUUUAUUAUAAAGUAUUUGUGGGGGGCUAUGGGACUUGUGUUGUGUUCGGUGCCGGUAUUUUUCACAGUGCCGGGUAUAAAGAAGAAUGAUCUUGGCAGUAGAACUGAAGGAUUUGUAACUAAUCGUCGAUUACUAUUAAGCGUUUCUGAUGCUUUUGGCCGUAUAAUGUAUUCUUACAAGGAAAUCACCGAGCUGGCUGGAUAUACUGCCCGUGUAUCUGAACUCCUCGACGUAUUUAACGAUGUAAAAGCCCAUCGUUUCCGUAAGCAACUAGUCGCCUCCGCAAAACAACCAGAAAAUGCAGAAGUAUUAUCUAACCAUGGCGAAGUUAUCGAAAGUGAAAACAUACAAUUCGAUAAUGUUCCGAUUGUGUCGCCGAGUGGCGAGGUUCUGUUACGAAGUCUGAGUUUUUAUGUGAAACCUGGUAUGCAUUUGUUAAUCAUAGGUCCGAACGGAUGCGGAAAGAGUAGUCUGUUCAGAAUUUUGGGUGGAUUGUGGCCUGUUUAUGGCGGUACUGUACAUAAGCCAAACCCGAAAGAUAUAUUCUAUAUUCCGCAACGACCAUAUUUGUCACUGGGAACUUUACGUGACCAAAUCAUUUACCCACAUACAAUUCAAGAGAUGCAUGAACGCGGUUAUACAGACGAUAAGUUACAAGAAAUUCUAGAAAUUGUGCAGUUGAAUAAAAUUGUAGAACGGGAAGGUGGUUGGAAUAAAGAACGAGAAUGGAAGGAUUCUUUAGCUGGUGCAAUGGCACGACUAUUUUAUCACAGCCCGAGAUAUGCAAUCUUGGAUGAAUGUACGAGUGCUGUGAGCAUGGAUAUUGAAAAAAUUAUGUACACACAUGCAACAGAACUCAACAUUUCCUUAUUGACUGUGUCGCAUCGCCCAUCACUAUGGAAAUAUCAUAACUUUAUUCUACAAUACGAUGGACAAGGUGGCUACGUAUUCACAAAACUAGACGCCGAGCGCAGAUUAGCUCUACAAGAAGAGAAACAAACGCUCGAACAAAAAUUAGUCGAGGCGCCGAAAUUGCAAAAAAGGCUAGACGAACUGAAAUCGAUGUUGGCCGAACGAGAUUCUUUGCAGCAUAGUGCGACUACUACGCCGUAUCAUCAGGAAGGUGAUAUAGUGCCUUUUAGCCUUUCAUAG